CUUGAUUGGUCCAGUAGUCAACUGUGAAAAUAAUUAGAAUUGCACGUGUAAAUAAUUAUUUUCCGCAUUUCUUCUGUGUUUACUUCCGUGAUUGCGGACAUUGUGAUUAUGAUAUAUUGUAAACUUAUACCACAUUGCCGCAUAACCUCUAAAUACGUAUGUUGUAUGUAUGAACCAUGGUAAAUUUAUUUAUUCAGCAGAGUAGUGCCGAUUUUAACUGUUUUCCUGUUACAUUCAUUCUACAAUAAUUCGGCGAAAUGGACAUAGACUCCAAUAAAAAUCAACAGUUUUUUUCAUUCUCUUCAGAUCCAUUCAGUGUAAGUUUACUUCAGGUUGCAGGAUGGUUAUCAAACAAAUUUAAGGGAUUUUGAUAGAGUACCCCCAAAUGAUUUAUUUGAAAAUUCCAAUCACAUUUUUUCUUCCAUUGGAGUUUUCGACUGGAGUAAUGAAAAAAUUUUACACGCCGACUUGUCGUCAAUUCCAUCCGAAAUGCUUUGCUCAUCUCCAAAAGAUAAAGGUGGUCUCCCAAAAGUUAUUUGGGAAAAUUGGCAGAAUAAAAUUGCAAUUAGCUUAGAAGAAUUAUCUUCUGUUGAAGAUACCCAAACUAAAAAUUUCUUUGAUGUUAAAUAUGAUCCAUUAGAAAAUAGUGUCAGCUCCAACCAAAGUAAGCGAGAAAGGAAAGUGUCAGAUUCUUCAGAUAUCUUAAACACUAGUUUUCAUGACCUUGCACAUUUUGACAUAGCUCAGUAUGUGCUUGGAGAUGUUAAGGACGAGCAUCAACAGGCUGAUAAAAAUGUUAAAUGUGAUUCUAAUGUUUGCUGCUCUAGUGAUGUAAUAUCCAAAGCUGCAAAAAGCAAAGCUGGAGUUAAAAAAAUUGAUUUAAAAGCUCAAAGAUAUAUUACCGAGGAUGAGGAAGUUAAAAAAACAUUGUCUGACAAUGAAGAUGAUGUUGACAUUGAGACAGUUUCUGAUAAUGAAAACUCGCCAGUAUUAGAAGCCGGGGAUCUCACUAGUUUGUUGGAACAAUUUGAGGCUACAGAAGAAAUAAGUUUAAAUUCUACCAAUUUGCAUAUUGAUAGUUCUGAAGAAAAUACAAAGAAGCAACAAUCAGAUAUUGACCCAAACUCUGAAAGUACAAUUGGAAAAUCAAAUUUUAAAGUAAAAGAGAAGAAACAGGAAGUAAUACAGCCUACACACAUUGAAAAUUUUGAUAAUAGGAUAGAGUGCCCUAUUUUGAGUAAAAACACUGAAGGGACUCCAAAAUUAUUGUUUAAUCAGACAGAUGCAAACAGCUGUAAAAUGGAAGCGGUUGCAUCUGGGACUUUUACUGGAAAUAGUAGCAAAAAGCAAGUGUUGGACUACUUGCCACAAGAAGUAAUAGAUCGUAUAAGGGAGUCGGGGAAAAGAAAGCCUAUUACUGUGAUAGAGCCGAUAGCAAAUUGUCGAAGAGGCGUGAAAAACCAAAAUAUAAAUACUCAUUGCAUUUCAAUUUCAAAUGUUGUAUAUUUGGAUCACAAUUAUUGUGGGAGCCUAAGCUAUUUAUCCAAGAAGGAUUCUGGAUUUCAUUCUGCUGAAGAGGAUGACCGAAAUACUAGAAGACAGUUUGCUCCAAAUAAUGAGAGAAAGUCUUCCUUGUCAGUUUUAAAGGCCAAUAUUAACCAAAAUUCUGAAUCAAGCCGCACUAAAAAGAAAAUAUUGAAUUUAGAAGAGUAUAAAAAGCGUCGAAAACACGUUUUCAAUUCAAACAACAGUUCUUUAGCUAGUUCCCCAAUGGAAAGUGGUUGUAAUUCUCCUCAACCCGAAGACGAAACACAAAAAAUGUUAAGACAUCAAGAAAAAUUAAGAAAAAUGGCCAAGGAAGUAUUAAUCGCUGCUCCAAAAUGUGCAAGCACUUCCCUCAAAAAUUCUACGUUAAAUCUUCCACCACUAUUAUUAGCCCAGGAAGCUUUGGAGACUGUAACGAACUCAGAAACUGUGAGACCUGUUCAUUUAAAAGUCCCAGAAAAUUUAGAGAGAAAGGUCCUAGUUAGUUUUGGUGUUAAUACAGAUUUUAAAAUGUCAAAACAUGAUAAUCCCUUGGCUCCUGUCGAGAAACUCCAAGAGAUAAAACCAUUGCUAGAAAAAGUCAGCGAUAAGAUAAAAGAAAAUUCAUUUAUAAAUUCUUUGAUUGAAAACAUCCCGAAAAUCAUAACAAAAAAAGAAAAAGCAUCGCAACCUGAAAUUUUGGUAGAGCAAGAUGUAGUAGAACAUGGUGAGAACAAACAGGUAUUGCACUUAGAAAAGAGUAGGCCCAGGGUUGAAACUAACGAUGUUGAAACACAGACAGAUAUAUCUCUUAUAUAUCAGUGUAAAAGAGGCAGAACUAGGAAACGGGAUCCAUCUAUCAGUUCAGACUCAUCAGGCAGAAGCGACUCAUCAAGCUAUCAAAAAAGGAGUAGAAAGCGAAGCUCGGAAUCAUCAACAAGUUCAAGUAGUUCAAAUUCAUACACCUCAUUUUCACCCAUUCACACUGCUGAAGCCUAUUCAAGGUUAUCAUAUAAUAGGUCAAGGUCGCGUUCUCCAAGACGAAAUGGUAGAAACCAAAACAACAUUGACCGCGAACAUUUAAAUGCUGUAGAGGAACGACGAAUCAUCUACGUCGGGCGUAUUAAGCAGGGAACUUCGAAAGACGAUCUCAGAAGCAAAUUCAAAAAAUUUGGCCCUAUUACGAAUAUAAGUCUGCAUUUCCGGGACCAGGGGUACAAUCAUCUGGAAAAUUAUGGCUUUGUCACGUUUAAAUAUAAAGAAGAUGCACAUGAAGCAUACGAGCAUGGAAACGAUGAUAAGAAAUUUCCCACAUAUAAAAUAAGUUUUGGGGGCCGACGAGAAUUCUGCAAGUCUUUGUAUUCCGAUCUUGAUAACAUGCGAGACGAUCAGCAUUAUCAGUCACACAAUUCUUAUAACUCUUUUGAUCAGCUUUUGAAAGAAGCUCAAGAAAAGUUAAAAAAACGCAGAGUUUGACACAAGGAUAACAACUUUCUAGUUUUCAUUUGUUUUUUUUUUUUGUAGUUAGUUUUUGAGUUAAGUACCUAUAUUACCAUUGAAUGUACAAAGAAUGGUAAAGUGAACAAGUAACAGAUUCGUCAUUAACUUAUUUAAUCCUCUAAGCCACCAUAACUUAUAAACCAUUUUAGUUCGUCAAUAUGAAUUAAUAUUUAAUUUAAUUUUUUAUCAUUUCUUUGUAUAUUCAGUAAAACUUUUAGCAAAUGUGAUUGCCAAGUUGUUGAUUCUUUUAGAGAGUAAUAUCACUGUUAACUAUUGAGCUUAGGAAUUGACGUCAUGACAUUAAAAUAAUUAUUUUUGAAAUAAAUAACCUUUUUCAUGUGAGAGUAACAUUUCAUUUAGAGAGUAUUGCAAUUUAUUUUAGUAUGUUUUUUUUUUUGUAUGGGCAUAAAUAUUUUUUAUUUUUUAUAGUUGUAUGCAGUGUCACUUUUUAUAUUUUUUUUGUAAAUAGAUUGGAUCUUAUGUUCACAACUUAAUUUUUGAAUUCUUAAAGCCUUUCAUGUGGUCGGAAGGGGUGUUUUAUGGGUCGUCAAAUUAUAAUUUAUCAUUUUAUUUUUCAUUUUUCCAAUGUAUAGCUUUUUAAAAGCGGGUGCGUCCUGUAAGAUAUUCAAUAAAUUAUUUGUACAUUAUAUAUUACUGCGUUGAUGAUUAAUUAUCGUUAUAUAUAAAUGUAUGAAUAAUUUCUCGUUAGGUUCUAGUGUUUAUGUCUGUAUAUACAGAAUGCACUGUGAAGAGGGGUUAUUUGAUUUGAACUUAACAUAAAAGUAUAUAGUUAUGUCCAUUGUCCAACUGUAUUGAUGAGGGUCGCUUCAAUAGAAUUACAUUAGAAUUUUUUUUUGUAACUUUUUACAUACAUAUAGAUAAAUGACAUAUGCUUACCUCUAUGUGUAUCUAUAUAUAUACGCAAUUAAGUACACUUUUAAACAAAUUGGUGGUAUAUUGGCUUGAUUGUAAGUCACUUUAAAAAAAAUUGGCCACAACAAAUAUUAUAUCCAAAUUUAAUUCAAUGGAAGUUUUUAAAAUAAUAGCAUUUAACUUAUAACAUCGUACUUACUCCAGUAAAGUCAUAAAUUUGUUCAAGGUCAAGUUUUUGGGUAAUGUUUGCUAAAUAUAUAAAUAUAAAUUUUUGAAAAAUUCGACCUGAAAACACGAACAGUAGGGUUAGAUGAAAUGUAUCAAAAAAAGUUAUUAGUAACUAAUAAACGAAAAUGUGAAGAAUUGGAACGAAAACAACACCAGCGAUCGCACAUGAAAAAUUUUCUGAUCGCUUACUAAUAUAAAAAAUGUCCCACAUGUAACCAACAUUAUGGGCAAAACACAGGAUUUCAGCUACCAUCUUUAUAAAUUGUGCAGCAAAAACAUUUUUGCAAUUAUAUGAAUUUCAUAUUUUGUUCCAUGGAAAAUAUUACUUACAAAACCACAAAUAAAUGUCACAUUUCAAAUUCAUUUUAUCGCCAGACUUAAUUGUUAUAUCAAUUUUAGUUCAUUUUACAAAAAUAAGUAAUUUUUUGUACUAGUUUUUUUUUCAGUUAUGUCCAUUGUUUAAACAUGUGCAAAAGCGUAAAAAGCCCAAAAACGUUUUUUGGCACAAAUUUAUUUUAAAAGAAACGUUUGUUGUAAUUUCAGUUUUAUUUGAAAAUACCUCUACCACAUUGUGUUCUUUUUUUAUACUGCUCAUUAUAACCUAAUUUUUCAAACUUCCACAGGCUACUGUAAUACCCUUGCGUUGGUGGUUUAUAAAUCAAACUUGCUGGCGUUUUGCUAACUGAAACAUUUAAGCUCUGAAGAAGCCAACAUGAUGUUUAGCGAAACGAGUACAAGUUUGAUUUGUAAACAACCGAUGCAUGAGGAAUCCAGAAGAUUUGUAACUAGCAUUACAAUCUAUUUUGUAAUCGGAAUAAUUUGCCUCAAAAUGUAUUUUUUUAAGGCAAAAAAUGUGUGCUGAUUUCAGAUUGAUUUCAAAAUACCUCUACCGCAUUGUGUUCAUUUUUUUUAUAACUUUUUUAGACGAAUAUGUUCCGUUUUUUGUUUAUUUUUAAGAAUGCGUAUUUUAGCUAUGCGUUUUGUCUCCGAUUAUAAUUCCAAAAUUAAUAAAAA
This is a messenger RNA of Cylas formicarius (sweet potato weevil), 5139 nucleotides long. RefSeq lists its product as uncharacterized. The transcript has 11 exons. Gene Ontology annotation, cellular component: nucleus. Bases 490 to 3000 code for a protein of 836 amino acids. Gene Ontology annotation, biological process: positive regulation of transcription by RNA polymerase II. Gene Ontology annotation, molecular function: transcription factor binding; RNA binding. The record is from RefSeq and is a predicted model, not a curated record. NCBI's taxonomy places the organism in Eukaryota, Metazoa, Arthropoda, Insecta, Coleoptera, Brentidae.